This is a messenger RNA of Triticum dicoccoides, 1019 nucleotides long. RefSeq lists its product as uncharacterized. Lineage: Eukaryota; Viridiplantae; Streptophyta; Magnoliopsida; Poales; Poaceae. Bases 58 to 885 code for a protein of 275 amino acids. Gene Ontology annotation, molecular function: snoRNA binding. Gene Ontology annotation, cellular component: box C/D methylation guide snoRNP complex; small-subunit processome. The record is from RefSeq and is a predicted model, not a curated record. The transcript is spliced from 6 exons.
UGUCUGUAUGUUAAGGUUCCAGAUUGCGAGGUGAUAAUUCGCAGUCUGAAGAAUCCCAUGCAGUCAGUUAAGGUUAAUGAUGCAUUGGCUAUGCUGCUAUACCAAGCACCCUCUGGGAUCGCAAUUUUCUGUUUUGAUGGGAGUUACCUCAACGAUUCAGUGGAGGACUUCUGGGCAUGCUUGCCACAGCUUAGUCUGAUAGUGUUCAUAAAGAAGGAGCAGAUGCCCAUCCCCAUCAACCCUUCUACUGAGGUUAUCGUUGGUCGCCUGGUCAAGAGGCUCAGGAAGCUGUGUGGUUCUGGGAGGAAACUAGUUGUGGGAAGUUCUGAAUAUAAACGGAUAAUUGAGAUGAAACUGGGAAUAACCUGUCUGCACGUUGAUGUUCCGGAUUGCGAGGUGAUAAUUUGCAGUAUGAACAAGCCCGCUUUAUUGCCUCAACAACAAACAGAUCCGACCAAAGAUUUGGAAUUAUUCUUACAUGAACAUGGUUUUGAUGUCAACCUUAAGAUGGUUGAUGACACGUCUCUUAAGCAGUCAGCUUAUCUCUUGCAUGAUACCGAAUUAUGUGAAAAGGAGUAUUUGAAGUUCUUCCGCCUUCUUCUAAAGGACUUCAUGGUUACAUCUGAAAUUGACACUAAGAGUUGGGUUUUAAUCCAUUUUGCAACAGCUCUGAAGAUGAUCUGUUACCCUGGAGCAUCAUAUGAAGUCUACCGCCCUGUUAAGCUUUUCUCAUUUGAUGAGGUUCGAAAGAUAGAGGCUCAUGCAUCUGGAUACAGAAGAAGCUUUUCUAGGAUUGAUGCCUUGUCUGUCUACGAACAUGUUGUUAGUCUCAAUUCAAAGAAGUGUGUACUAAUGUUCAAAUUGGACAUCAGGACUCAAGAUUAGGAAAUGAAGAUGUCAUAAUUGUCGAAGUGUAUAUGUGGAUUGACUAGCCUUUUUCAUUAGUUCGGACUUUUGGUUGCGUUGGCUAGUGCAUAAAGCUUAACAAUAUUAAGCAAAGAUCAUUCUUCAGGAAAACA